Molecule: messenger RNA, 2246 nt
Organism: Lates calcarifer (barramundi perch)
Lineage: Eukaryota; Metazoa; Chordata; Actinopteri; Centropomidae
Product: major histocompatibility complex class I-related gene protein
Exons: 8
Coding region: 120-1184 (354 amino acids)
Biological process (GO): immune response
Cellular component (GO): external side of plasma membrane
Source: RefSeq, a predicted model, not a curated record
UACACAGUUCAUUUCCAACGAGCUCCACCUUUUUCCAUCCACUUGGAGAAAAGACACGGGACAGACGACAACAACUGAAUCAGCUCGGUCCUUUACCUGUACGUCUUCAUCAAAACAAGAUGAAAACAUUAUUAUUGUUGCUUCUUCUCUGUCACGUUUCAUCACCAGUCAAACACUCCCUGAAGUUUUUCAUCGCUGCAUCUUCUGGAAUCCCAAACGUCCCAGAGGUAAUGGCCUCUGCUCUGGUCGAUGAUGUUCAUGCGGGUUACUGCGACACCAACACACAGAUAGCAGACGUAAAACUGGACUGGGUGAAAAACUAUUUUGAUAAGAACCCCGAGGACCGGGAGUGGUUCGUUGCAGAGUGUUUUGUGAAUCUGCCUAGAUUCUUCAAAGUCACGAUUUCUUUGUUGAUGCAGGUCCUCAACCAGAGAGAAGGUGUUCACAUUUUACAAAUGACAGAGGGCUGUGAAUGGGAUGAAGAGACUGGAGAGGUUAAUGGUAUUCUGCAGUAUGGUUAUAAUGGAGAAGAUUUCAUAUCACUGGACCUGAAGACACUGACAUGGAUCGCUCUGAAACCAGAGGCUGUCGCCAUCAAACUGGCAUGGGAUUCCGAAGAAGCAACAAUAAAAAGAUAUGCAAAUUUCUUGACUCAGCUUUGUCCUGACUGGCUGAAGAACAGUAUCGACUAUAGGAAUACCUCUCUGCUGAGAACAGAUCCUCCCUCAGUGUCUCUCCUCCAGAAGACUCCCUCCUCUCCAGUCAGCUGCCACGCUACAGGUUUCUACCCUGACAGAGCCAUGAUGUUCUGGACGAAAGAUGGAGAGGAGCUUCAUGAGGACGUGGACCAAGGAGAGAUCCUCCCCAACCAUGAUGGAACCUUCCAGAUGAGUGUUGACCUGAACAUUUCAUCAGUCUCACCUGAAGACUGGAGGAGGUACGACUGUGUGUUUCAGCUCUCUGGUGUGAAGGAGGACAUCAUCACCAAACUGGACAAAGCAGAGAUCAGGACCAACAGGGUUCCUCCCUCAGAGUUUCCUGCUGCUGCUGUCAUUGGAGUUGUUGUAGGACUGCUGCUCCUGCUGCUCUGCAUCUCUGGACUCUUCAUCUGGAGAAGGAACAAUAAUGGCUUCAGACCUGCAAACACUUCAGACUCUUCACCUCCAGAUGCAGCCUCUAACUGAUCACAACCUUCCCUCAGUGUCUCUCCUCCAGAAGACUCCCUCCUCUCCAGUCAGCUGCCACGCUGGCUGCUUCUUUAGUCUAGCCAGCCCCCCUAGAAUUCACACACUAACUAACUGCUAUAGAACCAGUAGCAGAAGCAUAUAACCUCCAGGCAGUAUUUCUAGUUUUUUAUACGAAUGUUGUUUGAUAAUGAAUUACACCAGUCAGGUUUUAAUGUGUAGUCUUUAACCCAGUGUAUUAAAUAUCUGUGCUGUAACUUGUUGAUAUAUUUCAAUAACUGUGCAUUUUGUUUCAGAGAACAUUUUCUCUGAGCUGCCGUUAUAUUCACUUUAUUUUUGUUGCAUUUGUUUACAGUCGUUGGUUUAAGAAUCUGAUUUUAGUUUCUUGUUUGUUUAAUUAAAGUUAAAUCAUGUGUCUGUUAAUGUGGAUGAUCAGAAGUCUAAAGAAAAAAUAUUUCAGUGCUUAUUUGUAUACUGUAUGUUGCUGUGUAUUACACUGAUUUCAAUGUGUUUAUCUACCUGUGAAUACAGGACAUUUUAGAUUAAACCACUGAAUGAUAAGUGUUUAACUAGAGCAGCAGAGAGCUGAGAAAAGACAAACUGAGAUAAUAUCAACAUUUUCACUUUAUGUGAGAGAGCACUGUUCAUGUGUGUCUGAAGGAAAAUGAGGACAUGGACGGACUCAACAAGUUUCAUCAGGUACUAUCAGGAUGAAUCAGGAGGAAAAUAAUAAGCAGCGUUCCACAGAAUCAAAAUAAAUCUGAACAAGAUAAAGAGGGAAUGUUGAACAGAAUGAGACUGGGUCACAUUAAACUACACAACACACUAAAAAACAUUCAGCUGAUCUUUAUAUGGUCCAACAUCACACAUCAUGUUUCACAGUCUGAGCCAUAUGACACUCUGUGUACUAUGUCCUAGUUAUUUGUAGAAAUUCUCCAGGUGGCGUUGGUCACUCGUUUUCCUCCAGACUCCACAUCUGCCUCAACACCCUCAGUCACACCUGCUACUUAAGAAGGAUUUCUUCAGCAGGUGUUGUUCUAAAAUAAAAUCACUAAAAUUUAA